Molecule: messenger RNA, 1383 nt
Organism: Silurus meridionalis
Lineage: Eukaryota; Metazoa; Chordata; Actinopteri; Siluriformes; Siluridae
Product: serine/threonine-protein kinase pim-3-like
Exons: 8
Coding region: 115-1122 (335 amino acids)
Biological process (GO): protein autophosphorylation; regulation of mitotic cell cycle; negative regulation of apoptotic process
Cellular component (GO): cytoplasm
Molecular function (GO): protein serine/threonine kinase activity; ATP binding
Source: RefSeq, a predicted model, not a curated record
UAUAAAGUGGCCUGUUGGACAUUUUCAUCAUUUCAGUUAAAUGCGGGACGGACGCUGGUGAGCUCCAGUUUUAUUGAUGUAUUUCAACACUGCAACAGUACAACUGGGAGACGGAUGGAUUACACAUGGAGGAAAUCAGGCCCAGUCUCAUCUUUGAACCUAUCAGGGCCAUCCGGCCCUUUUACUACAAAAGGAUGGAGGUGCACUAAUCUGGAAAGGAAAAGAUGGGAUGUCCUAGCAAAAAGAGUGGAAAUAAAAUCAAAACAAGACCACAUGAAGAGAGAAACAGGAUAUGUAAAAAGAAAUAAAAUACAAUCAGGCCUGAACCCCUUUGCAAAAGGAAGGUUUUUUGCACGUUACACCGUGGGAAAGAUGCUGGGAAAAGGAGCCUUCGGCACCGUUUACGCCGGAGUUAGAAAAAUGGAUGGCAAAAAGGUGGCCAUCAAACGUACAUUAAAGGAAUUUUCGGAACAUGUUACUUUUCCCUGGGACAGUCAAAGUCUUCCUCUGGAAGUGGUACUAAUGAAGAUUGUGUGCAAGCCGCCUCGUUGUCCUUUUGUGAUAGAGCUGUUGGAAUGGUUUGAGACAGAUAUGGCCUUUAUCAUAAUCAUGGAGCAGCCUGAAUCCUGCGUUACGCUUCUCAAGUACUGCUCAGAUCUACCAAUCAUAAUGCCCGAAGUUCAGGCCAAAUCUAUCAUGAGACAAUUAGUUAAGGCUCUACACCAUUGCCACACUCGUGGUGUCUUCCACAGGGACAUAAAAUUAGACAACAUUAUCUUGAACACUCGAACCAUGCAAUUAAAGCUGAUUGAUUUUGGCUUUGGUUACAUUCGACAAAACACCACCUACACAGAAUAUGGUGACACUCCAGUUACUUUCCCAUCAGAAUGGAUCACUGAAGAUGAGAAAAGGCUGGUAUCUGCCACCGUUCGGGAACUGGGCCUACUCUUACUUGGUAUUUUUUUGGGGGGAGCAAUUAUUGUAUUUGAAGAAGACCUGUUCGGUUUCGAGAAGCAUAUGUCUAAAGCCUGCUACAGUCUAAUUAGUUGGUGUUUUAAAGGAGAUCCCAAAAAACAGCCAACUCUGAAGCAGAUCCUGACACAUGAAUGGUUUAAAGGCUAGGUCACAGAGAAGCAAGUAAGAAUAUAAAGGCAAGCUUGAAAAGAAAAGUCAGCAUACAUCAUAUGCUUGAAUGAGUACGAAGUAUUUGAAAUACAUAUUAUAUUUGAAUAAUUUAAAAUGCACAUACACGCACAAUUACAAGCACCAUCAGCACAAGUGCAUGCUCCUGUUAGGGGUCACCACAGCGGAUCAUCUGUCUUCAUGUGUGUGUGUAUAUGUAUGUGUGUGUGCGCAUAAACAUAGCAUGCAAUCUACAAUGAA